Molecule: messenger RNA, 3525 nt
Organism: Kogia breviceps (pygmy sperm whale)
Lineage: Eukaryota; Metazoa; Chordata; Mammalia; Artiodactyla; Physeteridae
Gene: SF1
Product: splicing factor 1
Biological process (GO): regulation of mRNA splicing, via spliceosome
Cellular component (GO): nucleus
Molecular function (GO): mRNA binding; zinc ion binding
Source: RefSeq, a predicted model, not a curated record
AAAUGAAGUGCGCGCUGCGACACCUCCCAGCUCUCCAAGCUCAGCCGCCAUUUCCUCGCCUGGCCUAACGGUCCGGCCAAUCCCAGCGCGCAUCGAGAAGAGCUAAGGCUCCGCCAAUCGGAGGCCGCCAAUUUCGACCCCUUGCCUCGGCCUGGCCCAAUCCAGGCUCCGGCCCCGUCGCCCCCGGCCCGCCCCCGCGGCGCCCUCUCUCCUCCCUCUUUGUGCGUCUCGCGCCGCCGCCGCCGCCCGCCGCGUGAGAGGACGGGCUCCGCGCGCUCCGCGGCAGCACAGUCAGGUCCCCUCCCCCCAGAAGAUUCGCGAAGGAGAAACCGCCGCCGCCGCCGAAAAGGAGCCGCCGGUGCCGGUCCCUGGGGGGCGCCAUGGCGACCGGAGCGAACGCCACGCCGCUGGACUUUCCCAGUAAGAAGCGGAAGAGGAGCCGCUGGAACCAAGACACAAUGGAACAGAAGACGGUGAUUCCAGGAAUGCCUACGGUUAUCCCCCCUGGACUUACUCGGGAACAAGAAAGAGCUUAUAUAGUGCAACUGCAGAUAGAAGACCUGACUCGUAAACUGCGCACAGGAGACCUGGGCAUCCCCCCUAACCCUGAGGACAGGUCCCCUUCCCCUGAGCCCAUCUACAAUAGCGAGGGGAAGCGGCUUAACACUCGUGAGUUCCGCACCCGCAAAAAGCUUGAAGAGGAGCGGCAUAACCUCAUCACGGAAAUGGUUGCCCUCAACCCUGAUUUCAAGCCACCUGCAGAUUACAAACCUCCAGCAACACGUGUGAGCGAUAAAGUAAUGAUUCCACAAGAUGAGUAUCCAGAAAUCAACUUUGUGGGGCUGCUGAUCGGGCCCAGAGGGAACACCUUGAAGAACAUAGAGAAGGAGUGUAAUGCCAAGAUCAUGAUCCGGGGAAAAGGCUCUGUGAAAGAAGGGAAAGUUGGGCGCAAAGAUGGCCAGAUGCUGCCAGGAGAAGAUGAGCCGCUUCAUGCCCUGGUUACUGCUAAUACCAUGGAGAAUGUGAAGAAAGCAGUAGAACAGAUAAGAAACAUUCUGAAGCAGGGUAUCGAGACUCCUGAGGACCAGAACGAUCUACGGAAGAUGCAGCUUCGAGAGUUGGCUCGUUUGAAUGGGACCCUUCGGGAAGACGAUAACAGGAUCUUAAGACCCUGGCAGAGCUCAGAGACCCGCAGCAUUACCAAUACCACAGUGUGUACCAAGUGUGGAGGGGCUGGCCACAUUGCUUCCGAUUGCAAAUUCCAAAGGCCUGGUGACCCUCAGUCAGCUCAGGAUAAAGCGCGGAUGGAUAAAGAAUACUUGUCCCUCAUGGCUGAACUGGGGGAGGCACCUGUGCCCGCAUCUGUGGGCUCCACCUCUGGGCCUGCCAGCACACCCCUGGCCAGUGCACCUCGGCCCGCUGCUCCCGCCAACAAUCCACCUCCGCCGUCUCUCAUGUCCACUACCCAGAGCCGCCCACCCUGGAUGAAUUCUGGCCCGUCAGAGAGUCGACCCUACCAUGGCAUGCACGGAGGUGGCCCUGGUGGGCCCGGAGGUGGCCCACACAGCUUCCCACACCCAUUACCCAGCCUGACGGGCGGGCACGGUGGACAUCCUAUGCAGCACAACCCGAAUGGACCCCCUCCUCCUUGGAUGCAGCCGCCGCCACCACCGAUGAACCAGGGCCCCCACCCACCUGGGCACCAUGGCCCUCCUCCAAUGGAUCAGUACCUGGGAAGUACGCCUGUGGGCUCUGGGGUCUAUCGCCUGCAUCAAGGAAAAGGUAUGAUGCCGCCGCCACCUAUGGGCAUGAUGCCACCGCCGCCGCCGCCUCCCAGUGGGCAGCCUCCACCCCCUCCCUCUGGUCCUCUUCCCCCAUGGCAGCAGCAGCAGCAGCAGCCUCCGCCACCCCCUCCGCCCAGCAGCAGUAUGGCUUCCAGUACCCCUUUGCCAUGGCAGCAAAAUACGACGACUACCACCACGAGCGCUGGCACAGGGUCCAUCCCGCCAUGGCAACAGCAGCAGGCGGCUGCCGCAGCUUCUCCAGGAGCCCCUCAGAUGCAAGGCAACCCCACUAUGGUGCCCCUGCCCCCAGGGGUCCAGCCGCCUCUGCCGCCCGGGGCCCCUCCCCCUCCGCCGCCUCCGCCGCCUGGUUCCGCCGGCAUGAUGUAUGCCCCGCCCCCUCCUCCUCCGCCUCCCAUGGACCCUUCUAACUUUGUCACCAUGAUGGGCAUGGGGGUGGCGGGCAUGCCACCCUUCGGGAUGCCUCCAGCUCCCCCACCGCCUCCACCACAGAACUAGACUCGGUUUUUUAAGAAAAUAUAUAUUAUAUAUAGAGAGAAUUGGUCUCGUUUAAACACACGCCGAACCUCACCAUAUGGAGCCAGACAUUGGGACGCACGCAUGUGAUUGUGUGCACGCAUGUGUGUGUGUGCACGCACCGGGCUGGGCCAAGCGACUGAGGCCUCGCUUAGGAACGGGCAGGUGGUAGUAGGGGCGCCAGCUUGGGCUCUCCUGGCGCCCCGUAGCAUCGAGUGUCUUCUUUGUCUUCUUUCUCUCCUCACCCAAAUCCCUUUGCCUCUCCCCAAACCCGGGCCGCCAGGAUCCCUCCCCGCGGCGGCGAUGGCCCGAGCCAUGAGAGUGAGGACUUUCCGCGCCCAUUGGUGACCCUUCCAGGCAGACAGCCUCAGCAGCGCCCCUGGUGGACAGGAUGGUUCGGCAAAGCAGCCUGAGUUAUUUUUAUGGACGGAAUCGGAACACGCUGGCUCCAUAUUGUGAAAUUUUUUAUUAAUUUUUUCUUUUUCCUUUGUUAUUUCCUUACUUUUCCUUUCUUCAGACUCCGUCCAAGGAGAUGCUCUCCCCGGUCUUCUGCUGCAAUUAGAUUCCUUUCCUUUUUUCAUUCCUUGUUCUUCUCUUUCUAAGGAGAGAGGAACAAAUGGUUUUUAGGCAAAGGCUUUUGGCCAUCAGUGUCAGGCUAGUGCGGGGUUCCUUUGGUUCUAAGAUUUUCAAGGUGCCAUAGUUGCCCUGAGAAUUUUUUCUUUCCUAAUUUUAAGCGUGGGGUUUUGUCUCUGCCACCUUUGUAGACUAGCGGGUUGACCCCCAGGUCCAGGGUCCAUAUCCGUCCUGGCAUCCCUGCCAGCAUUCGGGGCCGCAUACGCCGCCGUGGGCUUGUCUGCCAGCCAGGAGCGCCCUUUCCACGCCCCUGAGCACCUGAGGUGCCUCAGAUUCCAUUUGUUCCUCUCUUUCCUGGAAGGCUUCCUUUUCAAAUUUAUUUUAGUCCCAAAUGUCAGUGUUUUGCAGUGUCUAGGGGUUUGAGCCCUUUGUUUUCCAUUCUGCUUCCUUUUUUUCCUCCUUCCUCUUCAUGGAGUGAUUAUGUUGACAAUAAUGUAUAAUGCGUGUUCUCUUCGCUGGUUUAUCUGCAGAAAUUUCUCUGGGCUUUUUUUUUUUUUUUUUUUUUUUUUCCUGGUGUAUGAUUCAACACUGCGUUAAAGGGGGAUAUUCCAUUGAAUAAAAGAGCAGUGUGGUU